UCUUGCUCCAUUGAAAACCCUAGUUUCCGAAAUCUCGCUUCAGAGUCUCUGGUUCUGCCUCUGCCGAGAUCUCCCUCCUCCCAGUCUCUUACUCUCUUGCCCGCGAUAGGAUUACUGUGCGGAGGCAACAAUGGUGAGGAUCAGCGUCCUGAACGAUGCUCUUAAGAGCAUGUACAACGCGGAGAAGCGAGGGAAGCGUCAAGUCAUGAUCAGACCUUCUUCCAAAGUUAUUAUCAAGUUCCUCAUUGUGAUGCAGAAGCACGGUUACAUCGGCGAGUUUGAAUACGUCGAUGACCACAGAGCCGGGAAGAUUGUUGUUGAGCUAAAUGGAAGGCUUAACAAGUGCGGUGUUAUCAGUCCCCGUUUCGAUGUGGGAGUGAAAGAAAUUGAAGGAUGGACUGCCAGAUUACUUCCAUCAAGACAGUUUGGAUACAUCGUCUUGACAACCUCAGCAGGCAUCAUGGAUCACGAAGAGGCUAGGAGGAAAAAUGUAGGUGGUAAAGUGCUGGGUUUCUUCUACUAGGCUUUUAUCACGUCUCCUCAUAGAAUCAAGAUUUUUUUUCCUUGUUUUCUGGCUGAGUUUUGUAAUGUGUUUCGGAUCUUGUUCGUUAUAGAUUCAUUUUGAUGCUUUUGUUUCAACUCGUUUAAAACAUGCUUGUUUUUCACUUGGGCCAAGAAAAUUAUGUCAAGGAGUUAAUGAUUGACCUUGUCAGCUU
Messenger RNA from Tarenaya hassleriana, 716 nucleotides. Its product is annotated as 40S ribosomal protein S15a-1. Gene Ontology annotation, molecular function: structural constituent of ribosome. Gene Ontology annotation, biological process: translation. The record is from RefSeq and is a predicted model, not a curated record. The coding region runs from base 131 to 523 and encodes 130 amino acids. The transcript is spliced from 4 exons. Lineage: Eukaryota; Viridiplantae; Streptophyta; Magnoliopsida; Brassicales; Cleomaceae. Gene Ontology annotation, cellular component: ribosome; cytosolic small ribosomal subunit.